CCCCCUCCUCUUCCUCUCUCUCUCACUCUCUCUCUCUAUAGAGAGACACCAUAGGUAGUUGACCGUGAACCCAAAGAUUGCCUUUUUCUUACUCAACACUUUAUACCUUCCUUCCUCUACUUUACAUCAUUUUCACACACACACACACACAGAUGGCUGGAGUGAAACUGUUCCUAGCCUUCUUGGUGGGUUUCUCAGUGACCAUGGGAGGGACAUGGGUUGAUGCCCAAGUUCACCAUGUGGUUGGGGGUGACAGUGGGUGGGGCCCAUCGUCGGACCUUCUUUCUUGGUCCUCCGGUCGGGCCUUCAGGGUCGGUGACAAAAUCUGGUUCACCUACUCCGCAGCAGAGGAGAGCAUCGUGGAGCUGAAAAGCAUGGAGGAGUAUCUGUCGUGCGAUGUAACUAACCCUAUCCGGAUGUAUACGGACGGCCUAGAUAUAGUUCCCCUUGAUGGGGAAGGAAUCCGCUACUUCGCGAGUGGGAACCUCGAGAGCUGCAAAAAGGGGUUGAAGCUACCCGUGGAGGUCAAGCCCAUGGUGAAAAAUGAAACUUCUGCAAUGGCGUUGGCAGCUGGGCCGACCCCUUCUGGUUCGGCCCAAAUGAGUGGGCUUCCUUGUCUGCUGUUUGUGGGCCUUUUCUUUUACUAUGUGGGCCCGUAGAAGCAACUUUUAUUGCCUCUUUCUUCUUCGGCCCAACUGAGUGGGCUUUCUUGUCUACUAUUUGUGGGCCUGUAGAAUCAACUUGUAUUACCCAAUAUUUAAUUCUUGUUUGCCUUUUCUUUUUUUCUUUUUUCUGUUGGUUGGGGGGGAGGGGAAUCGUGGCUUAUUGUGUUACCCAACAUUUAUGGUUUUUAUUUUUGGUGAGGAUUUAUGGGUUUUUUUGUGGUGAGGAUUUAUGGUUUGACUGUAUGCUGUACUGCAUAAUGGGUUUUUCUCCAAAACUAUUUCUUGAUGUAGCAUCUACCAACUCUAAUGUGUGUUUCUUUUAAGAGAACCGACUGCUAACUUUUUUGAGCUUUUCUGUACUUGAACACGAUAGAUU
Ilex paraguariensis (yerba mate) is the source of this 1041-nucleotide messenger RNA. Lineage: Eukaryota; Viridiplantae; Streptophyta; Magnoliopsida; Aquifoliales; Aquifoliaceae. The record is from the annotation of a GenBank genome assembly.